UACACUAUGUGCGAGCACUAUCAGUCAGUGUGAUGAACGAACGCCGAAAGCUCCGCUCCAUUUCUCUCAAUUCUCUGGCAAGACGAUAAGCCUUGACGUCGUUUUUGCUGUAGCUGUUAUCCAAUUGCCGACGUCUGCUGAUUUCGCCCGAUAGCACAGCUUGAGCUUCACCCUGGGCCCUAUCUCCUUUGAGCCAUUGACCCCGCGGCGCCACUCGUCCGCUCGUGGUUUUUCAAAGGCCCCGCUCCUCUCUCUCUAUUUAGCCUGCCACCCCUGGGCCCAGAUCGGAAUCGAUCACGCCACUCGCCGCAGCCCACACACAGAAGAAGCGAAACUUGCUGCGCUCACUGCUGACCUCUCCGUGCUUGCGAAGCCUUUGCGGGAAGGGAAAUGGGCGCCGGCGUUCGAGCUCACGAUCUGAAGCACCGGCGGCACCAGGACGACGGGUGCGAGCCCGACGCCGCGUCGCUCGCGGCGGCGUACCUCUACGGCGACGUGCUCGAGUCCGUGGUGGAGCGGGUGCCCGCGCCGGACCUCGCCGUCGCGGCGCGGGUGUCGCGGGAAUGGCUCCGCGCGGUGCGCGCCGCGCUGCGCCGCCGCCCGCGCCGGCUGCCCUGGCUCGUGGCCCACGUCCAGGGCCGCGGGGGUAGCCGGCGCGCCGCGGCGUACGACCCUUGCUCGGGCGCCUGGCUCGCCGUCCCGGCGCCGCCGCGCCACGCCACGCCGUCGCACGUGCGCCUCGUGCGCGGGGCGCGCGGGGACCGCGUCUGCGCGCUCUCGCUCUCGGGCCUCGCCGUCGCGGGCGACCCGCUCGGGGCGGCCGCGUGCGUCGCCGUGGCGGCCCCCCGCGUGUGGCGCGUCGACCCGGUGUUCGCCGCGGUGGGCGACCGCGUCGUCGCGCUCGGCGGCGCGUGCCGCCUCGCGCUGGCCGAGGGCGAGGACGAAGCGGCGGUGGAGGUCCACGAGGGCGGCGGGUGGACGGCCUGCGACCCCAUGCCCGACGCGCUCAGGGACUCGGCGUCCGCGACGUGGCUCUCGGCGGCGGCCACGGACCAGCGGGUGUAUCUGGUGGAGAGGGCCACCGGAUGGGCGAGCUGGUUCGACCCGGCGAAGCGGCGGUGGGGCCCCACCCGCCGCCUUGGGCCCGACCCCGCCGUCACCACGUGGGGCGUCGCGCCAGGCCGCGCAGGCGCCGACGAGCGGCUCGUCCUGUUCGGCGCGAAUCGGGCGGACAAGGAAGCAGAGUGCACGGUCGUCGUCCAGGCAUGGGAGGUGGACGGCGAAACUCUGGAGCCCAUCCCUUCCGCGUCGAGCGAUGCAAUGCCGCCCGAGUUGUCGGAGAGGCUGUUCCCUCGCGACGACACCGACGACGAAGAUGAUCUUGACGACAUCGACCCCGAGCGGCUGUCCAUCGGGGUUUGCGGCAACGCCGCGGGCGGGUACGUGUACAAUGCGGCCGAGCCGUCGCACGGCGCGGUGCUCUACGAGCUGCGGGAGGAGGAAGGGAAGGCCACCGCCGUGGCGCGGUGGGAGUGGGUGCCGUGCGCGCCCGCCGUGCAGGCCGAGCCGCUAGGCCGCGCCAUCCUCGCGUGCUCGCCGGUGGGGCUGGAUGAGCUGGCGGCCGCCGUUGGAGCAAGGGCCCCACGCUGACGCAUGGCCGCGCACCGAAUCAAAUGAAUCAACCGCAGAUUUGCAACUUGCGAGCAAAGCUGGAGAAGAAAAAGAUAGCCAUAAUCUAGUACGAUCUUUUUUUUUUGUAACCGCCAGUUUGAUUGCGAUGUGUUGCUUUAUUCAAAGUUGAAGUAUGUCCAGA
Molecule: messenger RNA, 1813 nt
Organism: Setaria italica (foxtail millet)
Lineage: Eukaryota; Viridiplantae; Streptophyta; Magnoliopsida; Poales; Poaceae
Product: F-box/kelch-repeat protein At1g23390
Exons: 2
Coding region: 391-1650 (419 amino acids)
Molecular function (GO): protein binding
Source: RefSeq, a predicted model, not a curated record